This is a messenger RNA of Corythoichthys intestinalis (scribbled pipefish), 2183 nucleotides long. RefSeq names its product triple functional domain protein-like. The record is from RefSeq and is a predicted model, not a curated record. Gene Ontology annotation, biological process: axon guidance. The transcript is spliced from 12 exons. Gene Ontology annotation, molecular function: guanyl-nucleotide exchange factor activity. Gene Ontology annotation, cellular component: extrinsic component of membrane; cytoplasm. Bases 944 to 1714 code for a protein of 256 amino acids. Lineage: Eukaryota; Metazoa; Chordata; Actinopteri; Syngnathiformes; Syngnathidae.
CAAGUGCACAAGACUUAUCUGAAGACACGAUCUGGACCAAAGACUUCGACCAUGGAGCAACUUGCAUCUCAAAUUCUUGCAACCAUCGAAAGGCUGGGAGGUAAGUUAAUUAGUCUAAGUUUAACAUGCAUUAUUCGUCUAAAAAAAAAAGCAGUUUAGUGACUGAGAGAGCUUUUCUGAACUUUGUUCGUUUUGCGUCGUGUUAUUAAAUAUCUCUGACUACAGCGUUUUCCGUCGUGUUAUGAACUAUCUCUGACAACAGCGUUACUCGUGACAGUUGUUUCUCACGGAAUAUCAGGACUUGCAGCCCGUUUUCAACAUGAUUCCAAAAGAUUUCCACCUUACGACAGUUUUAACAUUUAACCAACGGAUAUUCGUCGAGUCUUAAAUAUUUGGGAUAUCGCGUUAUGCUAAACGCAUCGCAGGUAACGGCUAAAAUUCCAAUUUAAGGAGCUGAAACGUGAAAGUCCUAAAUGUUAAAAUUAAACUCAUCAUCAUAAUCCACAUGUAGAAUACGCAAUGCAGGGGGUAUGGAAAUGCUUAUCAUGUAGCUAUGCCAGCAAAGUGCAACGACAUGUUAAUGUUGCUGCAAGUGGACAAAGUUUUUGUUUUACUAAUGGCCAAAAACAUGUCAUCGAGGUACCUCGAUCGGCUCCAGAGGAAAAGAAACUGACGGGAGGUGUGGCGAGUAACAUGGUCUGUUUUGGAGCCAAAUUCGAGGACUACGUACAAUGGAACAGGUUUUUAUGGUGCGACUCACCCAGGGUGGGUUUAACCAUUUGUGGACGAAAAUUUGGUUGUUUGGCCUGUCUAUGUAUUCUUCAGGGAUAUGUAGAUAGAUGAAUUAAAAAAAUUAAAAAAAAGAACAUGAGAAAAAUAAAUAAAACCCCUGAUUUAUUGGGUGAAAGGUGAUGAUUUUCUGCAACACACUUGAUGAUAUCUCAUGGCACAGCGGUUGGGAAUUACUUAUCAAUCAAAUCAUUUCAUGCAUCCUUCAGUUUUUCCUCAUUCAUUGUUUUACUUCUUUUCUGCAGAGAACUUAUUGGAGCACCCUCUGAGUUUAACAGAUUUGGACCGGAUGAGCGACGGUGCAACAAAGUCUGCAAGCAGGGAAACGUUCAUUUUGGCUGAGCUGAUUGAAACGGAAAAGGCUUACGUGCGAGACCUGCGAAAGUGCAUUGAUACUUACAUGAGAGAGAUGUUGACCCAAGAGGAGGAGAUCCCUGCAGGACUCAACAAUAUGCAGCAUGUCAUCUUCGGGAACUUGUUGGAGCUUUAUGAAUUCCAUCAUAAGAUCUUCCUCAAGGAACUGGAAAAACAUGAAAGCGCCCCUGAAGAUGUCGGACAUUACUUUCUCAAAUGGGCUGAGAAGUUCCAGUUAUAUGUGGACUACGGCAAGAACAGUGACAAGUCCACUCGGCUCAUCCUGGAGCAUACUGUCAACUAUUUUAAUAAAAUUCAGCAGAAGCACGGACUGGCAUUCUCGUUACUAUCUUUCCUGAUCAAGCCAAUACAGAGAAUGACAAAAUAUCCACUCCUGUUAAAGAAUCUCCUCGAGUGCUGUGAAGAUGGGAAAGGAGUACUCAAGGAAGCUCUGGAGGUGAUUCUGGGCAUUCUCAAGAGAGCCAACGAUGCCAUUCAUUUCUCCGCGCUGGAAGGUUUUGAUGAGAGCAUUGAAUCCCAUGGGGGAAGAAUAUACAACUCUUUCUCCUGAAAAAUUCCUUGCUGGUCUGCAAGGUGGUCAAGGAUGAGAAAGGCAUGAAGAAAUAUAUUUACAAGAAAAAAAUUAACCUAGCUGAUGUAAAGCUGACAGAAAACCAUAAGGGAGACCCUGGCAAGUUUGUCCUCAGGGUGGGCCGCACGUUGAUGUCGAGCAAAAGAAUUGUUCUUAAGGCGUCAACUGUUCAAACCAAGCGGGAGUGGAUCGAGCAUAUCCGGAAGCUAAACAAGGAGCCCACCCUCUACCUGCCGGGGACACUCAAACAGCCAAUGGGCAUUCCUAAAGCCAUCGCAGCAAAGCUCUACAAGAGGCAAAGGUGAAGGGCGUAAACUACAGUGGCUUCGAUGAUUCCAUCAAAGUGGCUCGGCGUCCUUUUUGUUGUUUUUUGCAGCAUUUGUGAAUAUAAUUUCUUGUACAUAUUGUAGAUAGUUAUGUAUUUGAUCAAAUAAAAUUUCAUUGUUAU